UCAAAUUCCUUUUUCUUCAUAAAAAGAACAUAAGCUAGUUAAACAAAGACAUUGGCAUGUAUAGUUAUAUAUAAAAACACACUUAAACACUACUUUGGUCUUUAUUGCUUUUAAUGAUUUCUUGAGUGUUUAAGUUGGACCGAUAAUGAGUUGGUUAUCUUUUUUUUGAGUGUUUAAGUUGUGUUCUUGAUUGCUACAAGUUUUUUUUUUCUUUUGUGUGUGUAUGUGAUAGCUUUGUAACAUAGUUUUUAAGUAAUGGGUAAUGUUAAUGGCGGAGACGAAAAAAGAAAACAGCAAGAGGAUUACUACACGCUUCAACCCUCCACGCCUUCUCAGUUUCCUUUGACUGUCACUCCUCAGGCAUCUUUUUCUCCUUCACGAAAUCCUAAUCAGAGUGUGCAGAUCGAAAAGAAUGAGUUCAAUGAGAUAUCAACGCAUUAUAGAUCUGCAGGCCAAGAAAAGAGAAUACCGAUAGUUAUCAAUUGGAUUCAUGGUGGCACACAAGUUGCCAUUGAGGGAUCAUGGGAUAACUGGAUGACAAGGGAGUUAUUAGACGGUUCGGGCAAUGAUUUCUCUAUCGUUAAGGUACUAAAUGUCGGAGUUUACUAUUAUCGUUUUGUUGUUGAUGGGCAGUGGACUUUUGCUCCUGAUCUACCACAUGAGCGCAAUAAUAUGGGGAAUGAAUUCAAUAUAUUGGAGUUGAAGGAUAGUUACCCUGAAAAUGUGGACAGAGAUCAAGAACCCAAAAGUCCUUCUUCACCGGUGUCAAGCUACAACAAUGCAUUGCUCACCUUAGAAGAUUUUGCCGAGAAAUUUCCUGAAUUGCCCCCGUUGCUAGAACAAAUGCCUCUAAAUCAGCGAAUUUCAUCCAAGAACCACCAACAAGCUAUUCAGAAGCCUUUAUCAGCCAAUUUGAACCAUUUGUAUAUAAAGAGAGACAACAACAAUCAACCCAUUGUUGCUUUGAGUUCAUCCCAAAGAUUUCGUACCAAAUUUGUGACAACGGUUCUUUACAAGCCAUUCAAGAAAGGAAGAAAGUAAACAUUUUUUUUCUCUAGAUUCUUGCUUUCUUCUGUUUUUUGUUGGGGAUUUUUUGAAUUUUGUGUCUUUUGAGCUUAUAAAUCAGGACAAAGAUAGGAUCAUAGAAUUUAUCAUUUUUAAGUCUUUUGUUUUUUGUUGGAGAUUUUCUCAAGGUUCGAUCUCUUGAACAUGAUUUUGCAAGUCACUUGUCAUAGA
Molecule: messenger RNA, 1236 nt
Organism: Erigeron canadensis
Lineage: Eukaryota; Viridiplantae; Streptophyta; Magnoliopsida; Asterales; Asteraceae
Product: SNF1-related protein kinase regulatory subunit beta-2-like
Exons: 4
Coding region: 256-1041 (261 amino acids)
Molecular function (GO): protein binding
Source: RefSeq, a predicted model, not a curated record